Molecule: messenger RNA, 2622 nt
Organism: Neoarius graeffei (lesser salmon catfish)
Lineage: Eukaryota; Metazoa; Chordata; Actinopteri; Siluriformes; Ariidae
Gene: rel
Product: v-rel avian reticuloendotheliosis viral oncogene homolog
Exons: 10
Coding region: 69-1901 (610 amino acids)
Biological process (GO): non-canonical NF-kappaB signal transduction; cellular response to stress; response to cytokine
Cellular component (GO): cytoplasm
Molecular function (GO): RNA polymerase II cis-regulatory region sequence-specific DNA binding; DNA-binding transcription factor activity, RNA polymerase II-specific
Source: RefSeq, a predicted model, not a curated record
UCAUUCGUCACUCAUUCAGUCGAAUCCAGACACAGGUACUGUGAACUGCCUUCAGGGUGUCCACGGAAAUGGAUGCUCAUUUCCCUAUACUGAACAUGGGAGAGCCCUGUGUUCAGAUCUUUGAGCAACCCAAACAAAGAGGCAUGCGCUUCAGGUACAAGUGCGAAGGUCGUUCAGCAGGGAGUAUACCUGGAGAAAGAAGUUCUGACAAUAAUAGAACUUAUCCAAGCAUCCAGAUUCUGAACACUUGUGGAAGAGGAAAAGUGCGUGUGUCACUGGUAACCAAAAAUGAACCAUAUAGACCACACCCACAUGACCUGGUGGGGAAAGACUGCAAGGAUGGAUAUUAUGAGGCAGAAUUUGGGCCUGAACGCAGAGUUAUUGCCUUUCAGAACCUGGGUAUCCAGUGUGUCAGGAGAAGAGAAGUCAGAGAUGCCAUAAUGCAGAGAGUGAACCGAGGCCUAAACCCUUUCAAUGUUCCUCGGGAGCAGCUCUUGCAGACGGAGGAAUACGACCUGAACGUGGUGCGUCUAUGUUUCCAGGUCUUUUUGCAAGAUGAGACUGGAUGCUACAGCAUUGCGCUGACACCCAUCAUCUCCAAUCCCAUCUAUGACAACCGUGCCCCAAAUACAGCUGAGUUGCGAAUCUGCCGCGUCAACAAAAACAGUGGCAGUGUGAAGGGUGGCGAUGAGAUCUUCCUGCUUUGUGACAAAGUCCAAAAAGAUGAUAUAGAAGUGCGCUUCUUCACCCAGACCUGGGAGGCCAGAGGCUCCUUCUCCCAGGCAGAUGUGCACAGACAGGUGGCUAUCGUUUUCCGUACUCCUGCCUACUGCGACACCUCCAUCACAUCUCCGGUCACUGUGCACAUGCAGCUGCGCCGCCCCACUGACCAGGAAGUAAGCGAACCCAUGGAGUUUAGGUACCUGCCUGAUGACAAAGAUCCCUAUGGUUGUCGUGAAAAGAAGCGAAAACAUGAGAAUCUAAUGAAGUCCUUCUCCAGUUUCACACCUGGAGCUGCGGGCUCUAUGGGCAGAAAAGCAGUGACGAACCCAAGGAUUAAAAGUGAACCAAAUUCCUAUGUAAAGCCCCCUCAUCAUGGUCUAAUGAGACCACCUCAACAAAUCAUAGGCAACAAUCUCUAUCAGCCCCAGCAUAUGAUGCCAUCCACUUCAGCAUCUCCAGCUGCAUCAUACAAUCAAGGUCAAUGGGUUCCUUCACUUCACUUUAGCCCAGCUAGCAGCAACCCUGGGGCCAGUAAUGGAGUGGGUAUGUCACAGGUUAACCCAGUUAACUCAGUUCCCUCCCUAAACACCACCGGGGAGAGUGGAAACAGCCUCCCCUUACUGACUACAUUGGAUCUGGAGUUUCUUGACACUCCAGGUGCUUCUGCCAACCAGCCUCGGCAGGAGCAGCUAGAGCACAGUGUCCAGCAUUCACAGCAGCCUCUCCACAGGAAGGAAACCAUGCCUGCUGGUGAAAACAUCUGGCCUAACCUUGAGCUCCCACAAGCACCAGGAACACAGAAUGGGCCUGCAAAUACAGGGAUGAUGGGGAUAAAUUACACAUAUUCAAAUAGUCCGGAUGGAAAUGAAAUUUUUAAUCGCCUAGUAGGCCCUUCAACAGGUCUUCAUUUAAAACAAGAGCCUCAAGCGCAAAGUACUUUGGCAAUGUUGGACCCUAACAACUCCACCCUCUUUGAGUGCACACGGUCCUACGCCAUGCUCAACUAUUCACCGACCAGCAGCAGCAAUCAGGAGGCCAUGAGACAUGCAGCCAACGUUGGAGCCAGUGGAUCAGGACAAAGGAACACACAGAACCCAUCCUUCUCCCUCACCAGCAUGGUCCAAGAAGCCACCCUCGAUAACCUCAGCUGGCCCUACAAUCAAUAUGGUGGAGAAUAAGAGAAAAGUUCAACACUGUUUUAAACUAUGGAUAAUAAUAUAUUCUAUGUUGUUUUGAGUGUGAGUACCUGGAACUAUAUUUUUUACUGUUUAAAUAGCUUAGCUUUGGUUGUUGUCUGGAAUAAUCCUUCGUCUUUAGUAUUUAGUUGAGUCAGUGAUGAGGCACUGAGCUUAUGGUUAGAGUGGAUGAUGAUGUAGCUGGAACAGGCAGCCACUGAUCAAUUGCUACAAUAAAUAUUUACUCUAACAGUAAGCUUAUUGGGCCUCCAAAGCCAUUACUGUUGGGCAACACUGUCAUAUUUAAAAAAAAAAAAAAGGCAGCAACAGUUUCAAUGAACAUGUACAUAGAUUUUUGACGAACAUAUUUUGGGAAUUCUGGAAAACCUGUCCAAACUUUCUCAAGUGUGAGGAAGUAAUUCUGUUCUCUGGAACUUGUAGGGACCCUCAGACCCUGUGUAAUGGCUAUGUCAUAUUAAAACACACAUUCUGUCCAAAGUUCUCAAAAUGCUGGGUUAAACCUUAUCAAAAGUAAUUGAAAUUAUGCCUUUAGAACAUGAUUGUUUUCUGAUUAUUUUUACAAAUAUUUACUGGAAAAAGAUGAUUAUAUGUUGAUUGUGCUGUAUGUGUGCUUGUUUCAGCUUCACAGUGAAAUCAAGAUGAUUUUCCUAUCUGUUGCAACUUUUUUGUUUUGUAUUUUUAUACAAUAAAAAGCUUAAUAUUC